AAAUGUCUGUUAAUAGUAAAUACAAAAUCAUUAUGUUUGUAUAAUUUGGUUGUCAUAGUUAUUUAGACUUGGCGUCUACUAUAUGGUAUCAGAUUUUUUUUUAAAAAUUUUGAAAAUGAGUCUGUACCUUGAAUACAAAAUAAAAACUAAUCAGAAUAAUGUAACCACUAGUAUAAGUUAUCAUCGCCAACUUGGUUUAUUGGCGAUUCUAUCUUAUACUCAAAAUGAUGAAGCACAAAUUCUAAUUUGUGAUGAAUUAGGUGAAAAUUUGCACAAUUCUGGUCCAAAUAUUUGUAAAGGUCACAUUACUUCAUUUUGUUGGCAUCCUACUCAGCGUACCCUAGCUAUUGGUUCAAACAGUGGUGACAUUUGUAUUUGGAAUGGUGGAUUAGUAACUACUUUAGAUUCUUUCCACGAAGGACCUAUUGUAUUUUCAAAAUGGUCAUCACUUGGAGGUUGUUUAGUAACUGGUGAUCAGACUGGUGUAAUAGUUGGUUGGAAAUCAGAUAGCCGAGGGUUACUGAAAAUGGUAUUUAAAUCAAAUGUAAAUGCUCUUUUAUUGAAAGAAAUUGCAUUUAGAGCAGGAAGAGCUGCAAUUGAUAUUUCUAAUUUAGCUAAAAUGGCAGUAGCUGGUGAUCAAAGUGCUUUAGAUAUAUUUAGUUCUUGGCGCCCUCGUACAACAACACACUGUCCACGGACAGUUACUACAGAUAAUAUAACAUUUUAUUGUGCUGCAAAGUCAGGAGAAUUAUAUUAUUUCGAUGAAGAUGGAGAAUUUAAAAUUAUACUUAUAUCCAAGUCAAUAAUUCUAAGAAUUUUAUGUCAUGAAUCAAAAGACAUUUGUAUUUUAGUAUGCAAGGACUUAACUGUAGCUUAUUAUAAAUGUCAUAAAAAAGGUUCAUUAACUGAAGUUUCAAAAGUUAAAUUAAAUGGAUUAAAAGAAGAUGUUAGUAUAAUUUGGACGGGUCCAUCGUUAUUAGCAUGUACCACAAAUGAUCUAUUUAUUCAUUUUUGGGACAUUGAGUCUGGAAAUAGUUAUGUUAUAUCUGCACAAAUUCCUUAUUCUUCUUCAUUUCCUAAACAAACAUUUAUAAAUAUUUCUUACACAAAAGAAAAAGGAUUAUUAUGCGCUGCUACAAAUCUUGGGAAUAUUAUUAUUUGGCGUUUUGAUGAAGAAAUCGAGGACCAGUGGAUUAUUCAAGGGUCUUGUAAAAUCCAAGAUAGUAUAAAACACUGUACUUGGGGUCCAUUAAAUCUUGCAGUACAUGCAAUAAAUGGAAUUUAUAUUUUACGCGAACAUGCAUUGUUAGCUAGUUAUAAAGAAGAAAUGGGUGUUGUACAAAUUUCCGCUAACACCCUUAAUAUAUUUUACUGUUGUAAAGAUGAACCACUUAAUUUUAGCACUGAUUUCCAAAUAAUAGGUCUAGCUUUAUCUAAGGAGCAUAUUUGUUUAUGGAAUGGUAAAUCAAUAUCAGUUUAUAACACAAAAACUGAAGAAUUACCAGUUAUGGUUGGAAUGUUUAAUUGCGAUGUACAAGAAGCAUGCAUUUAUGAUAGAAUUUUAAUUGUUGCUGAAAAUAGUGGUAAAUUACAAAUAAGAACAUUUCAAGGUACUAUUAAACAGACUUUGGAUAUUGAAACACCAAUAGUUUGUCUCAGUUUAAAUAAUUACUAUUUAGCGGUUGUAACAUUGUCUGGAAUUAUUCACAUCUGGGAUUUGAAUAGAAGAGAAGCAAAAUCCAUGUGCAAACCAAAAGAUUUAACAAUAGAUAUAACUGAUUUUGGUGAAGCUAUUCAAUUGCGUUUAAAUAGCAAUGGUACUAAAAUAUCAUUUACAGCAGCCAACUUAAAUUUAGUACCAAUGGCAAGAUUAUAUGUUUGGGAUCGAGAUUUGGAUACAAUAUAUGUAAAACAUUUUGAUAAUGGUUUAGAUAUUGAUGAAAUGAAAUAUACUGAUACAAGAUUUAUUGUUUCUCAUUAUUGGGAUACAAAUGAGCUAAAUUUAUUAUUUUGUGAAGCUAAGAGUAUUGACAAACCUGAAAAAAAAUCACUAAAACCAAGUUUAUACACAGCAAUAAACAGAAAAAAAAAAAAGUUGGACGGUUCCUCGAUCAUCCUCAGUAUGUUCUUUAUAGAACAUAAAGGUAUUAAAAUUCAGAAUAUUAUUCAUUGUCCAGAUCAAUUUUAUGCUUUAUUAGGACUUGAUGCUCCUUAUUAUAUAAUAUCAUGCAAACAUAAUACAAAUGCUAAAAUACGAAUUGAACGCCGACUCAUGAAGGAGUUUGAAGGUAUUGAAAACUGUAAUUCUGAUAUUCGAGCAGCUAUCAUUAAUUUUGGUUAUAAUCUAUGUCUUGGGGAUUUAGAUCUUGCUUUCAAUUUUAUUAGCAAUAUUAAAAGUUCUGCCGUUUGGAUAAGUUUAGCUAAAAUGUGUGUAAAAACAAAACGAUUAGAUGUAGCAGAAAUAUGUCUUGGGCAUAUGAAAGAUUGUAGAGGAGUAGCAAUUUUACGUUCAAUUAAUAAAGAGGAGCUAGAUGCAAAAAUAGCUUGUCUUGCGGCUCAUCUAGGAAUGUAUGAUGAAGCUGAGGAACUUUAUAAAUGCUGUAAUCGCUAUGAUCUUCUCAAUAGAUUUUACAGAGCUCGAAAUGAAAUAAAUGCAUCUUUAGAUGUAGCUGAAACAAAAGAUCGUAUACAUCUUAGAAAUACAUAUUUUAAUGUAGGUCGGAAUUUUGAAAAUAAAGGAGAUGUAGUUGGUGCAGCUGCUAUGUAUUGCAAAUCUGAAACACAUGGAUUUGCUAUACCAAAGAUGUUGUUAGAUGAUCCUGUCACUUUGGAAAAUUACAUUAUAAAAAAUAAAAAUCCAGUUUUAUUAAAAUGGUGGGCUCAAUAUUUAGAAGGCUGUGGUGACAUGGAUAGUGCAAUUAAAUAUUAUCAACAAGCAAAUGAUCAUUUAUCCACUGUCCGUAUAUAUUGUUAUCUUGGUAAUUUAGAACAAGCAGCUCAAAUUUGUAUGAACACUAGUGACAAAGCUGCUUGUUGUCAUCUUGCUAGGUCAUAUGAAGUACAAGGACUAUAUGAAGAAGCUGUAAAGAUGUAUGUUGAUGCCACUGCGUAUGUAAAUGCUAUCCGUUUAUGCAAGGAGCAAUUUUUUGAUAACCAUCUUUGGAAUAUAGCUUUAUUAGCCGAUACCAGAGAGAAACUAGGUGUAGCCCAAUAUUUUGAACAAAUUUCACCUGAUAAAGCAGUUGUACUUUAUCAUCAAGCUGGUUAUUUACAUAAAGCUAUUGAUUUAGCAUUUAAGUAUCAAAAUUAUGAUGCUAUUGUUACUAUGUCUCAAGAACUAAACAUAGAAGAUGAUUCAAAUUUAUUAUUAAAAUGUUCAAACUUUUUCAUGACCCAAGGACAUUAUGACAAUGCAGUUAACUUAUUAGCAAUGGCUAACAAGUUUGAAGAAGCUGUAGAUCAAUGCCAAGAGCAUAAAGUUAUUAUUACUGAAACACUUGCAGAUCGUUUAACACCUCCAUCUAACCAUGUAAAGCGUACAAUUAUACUAGAGAAACUUGCUGAAUGUGCAAUGAUGCAAGCAAAUUACCAUAUAGCAGCAAAAAAAUUUACUCAGGCUGGACAAAAGAUAAAAGCCAUGAAAGCGUUAUUGAAAUCAGGAGACACGGAAAAAAUUAUAUUUUAUGCAAAUGUUUCUAGACAGCAUGAAAUAUAUAUUAUGGCUGCAAAUUAUUUACAAACACUUGAUUGGCAAGAGCGUCCAGAUUUUUUGAAAACAAUUGUAUCGUUUUAUAACAAAGGAAAGGCUCCUCAUCUUUUGGCUAACUUUUAUGUGUCUUGUGCCCAAUUAGAAGUUGAUGAGUAUCGCAAUUACAGCAAAGCUGUAGGUGCUUUAUCUGAAGCAUUAAAAGUUUUGUCAAAGGAUAGUGAUAAGUAUAAAACAUUAAUAGAAGACAUUGCUAAAAAAAUAACAUUAGUAAAAAAAUUUCUUGAAAUUAAAAGGCAAAUUGACAAUGGUGAUGGUGAUUCAGGAAUGACAUUAUGUCGACAAAUUUUGUCAGCUCCAAGUGUGGAUAUACUUAGGUAUGGAGAUGUAUAUUCAUUGAUGAUUGAAUAUUAUACUAAUCAAGGUGAUAAUAAAACAGCAAUUAAAUUGGUGAAUGAAUUAUUAGUUCGUACUAAACAAAAAGAUAAUUUACUUUUUUACAUUGAUAAAGAUCUUUUAAGAAAAUUAGGUUUUGAAAAAGAAUAUUCUAAAGAAAACACCAUUGAUGAAGAUGAAGAAAUUCUGGAAGUAUAAAUCCACGGCUUUGAAUAUAAUUUAUUCAAUAACAUCAUUCAACAAUUUCAUUAUUUUAUUUAUU
Sipha flava (yellow sugarcane aphid) is the source of this 4364-nucleotide messenger RNA. It is a transcript of the gene rempA, whose product is annotated as intraflagellar transport protein 140 homolog. Gene Ontology annotation, molecular function: protein binding. The record is from RefSeq and is a predicted model, not a curated record. NCBI's taxonomy places the organism in Eukaryota, Metazoa, Arthropoda, Insecta, Hemiptera, Aphididae. Gene Ontology annotation, cellular component: ciliary basal body; axoneme; intraciliary transport particle A. Gene Ontology annotation, biological process: intraciliary retrograde transport.